Pseudovirgaria hyperparasitica is the source of this 1684-nucleotide messenger RNA. RefSeq names its product glycoside hydrolase family 18 protein. The transcript is spliced from 3 exons. Gene Ontology annotation, molecular function: chitin binding; chitinase activity. The coding region runs from base 1 to 1224 and encodes 407 amino acids. The record is from RefSeq and is a predicted model, not a curated record. Gene Ontology annotation, cellular component: extracellular region. Gene Ontology annotation, biological process: chitin catabolic process; carbohydrate metabolic process. NCBI's taxonomy places the organism in Eukaryota, Fungi, Ascomycota, Dothideomycetes, Acrospermales, Acrospermaceae.
AUGGGCGGCGGUGACGGAUAUCGUUCUGUUGCUUAUUUUGUGAACUGGGCUAUCUAUGGACGUGCCCAUAAUCCUCAGGACCUGCCUGCGGACAAGCUCACGCAUGUACUCUAUUCUUUCGCCAAUGUGAAACCUGAUUCAGGAGAAGUAUACCUCACAGACUCCUGGUCUGACGUCGAGAAACACUACCCAACCGACUCCUGGAACGACUCGGGCACUAAUGUCUACGGCUGCAUGAAGCAACUCAACAUCCUCAAACGCCGGCACAGAAACUUCAAAGUCCUCCUCUCAAUCGGCGGCUGGACCUACUCGUCGAACUUCGCCCAACCGGCCUCAACCCCUGAAGGCCGCCGCAAAUUCGCCGUCUCCGCCGUGCAAAUCCUCAAGGACUGCGGCUUCGACGGCAUCGACAUCGACUGGGAAUACCCCCAGAACCCCGCCGAAGCCCAAAACCUUCUCCUCCUCCUCCAGGAAUGCAGACGCGAACUCGACUCCUACGCAAACCAUAUCGCCAGCACCCAUAGUAACAUCCCCCGCCCGCAUUUCCUCCUCACCAUCGCCGCGCCCUGCGGACCCGAAAAGUACAAGGUCCUCCCCCUAGGCGCGAUCGCGCAGACACUCGAUUUCAUCAAUCUCAUGGCCUACGACUUCGCCGGCAGCUGGGACCAGUGCGCCGGACACCAGGCCAAUCUGUACCCGUCGCACUCACGCCCCAAAUGCACGCCUUUCAGCAUCGACCGCGCCAUCCACGACUACGUAGCCGCGGGCGUGCCGCCCACCAAACUCGUGCUCGGAAUGCCGCUGUACGGCCGUGCCUUCCAGAACACCCAAGGUCCCGGCGCGCCCUUCUCGGGCGUUGGAGAGGGUAGUUGGGAGAAUGGUGUAUGGGACUACAAAGCGCUCCCGCGGCCCGGCUCGGAUGUGCACGUGGACAAAGACGUCGGGGCGAGCUUUUGCAUCGACAAGAAUACGGGGCUGAUGGUUAGCUACGAUACCCCGGAGGUUGCUGACCAGAAAGUCAAAUACAUCCAGAAGAUGGGUCUCGGGGGCUCCAUGUGGUGGGAGAGCUCUUCGGACAAGGCGGGGCAGGACAGCUUGAUCUGUAGAGUUGCAGAUCAGCUAGGCGGUGGGAAUGGCGGCUUGAUUGAGCAGCGUGCGAAUGUGAUUGAUUACCCGGAAAGCAAGUAUGAGAAUCUGAAAAAGGGGUUUGCGGGCGAGUUAUAGGGAAGGCUCUGGUAAGAGCAACAGUCCCAAGCAUGCUUGCUGGGACCCAACAGUCACAGUCAUCAGGUCCUCGUAGGAGUGGCUGAUAUCCUAGCCAUAACGAAUCAUGACCACCUUCAAAGUCGACCCCUCACGUGAAUAUAUGUCUACUUAUGAAUUAAGAUGAAGCGAUAUAUAUUCUGAAUCUGUAUGGUACGAGUAAAUAUCGUGCCUGAUGAGACCAAGAUAUCUCUGUUGCGUGGAAUUGGCUAACUAGCUUUUCACAUGGCUCCACGAAGAACUGAAUGGUCCAGAGGCAACAAUAAAUACGGGCGGAUUUUCCAGGCCUGGGAACGAAGCCCAUGCGUGAUCUUGUUCUCGGUUCAGGAUAGAGUCAAUUGAACAUGUAUGUAUAGGCGACGUCAUGCAUCAUAUGCGGAAGUGAUUCUCCGUACCAGCGUCGAAACGACACUACUAUAUG